This is a messenger RNA of Sphaeramia orbicularis (orbiculate cardinalfish), 1305 nucleotides long. It is a transcript of the gene rxfp3, whose product is annotated as relaxin family peptide receptor 3. Gene Ontology annotation, biological process: immune response; G protein-coupled receptor signaling pathway; calcium-mediated signaling. The record is from RefSeq and is a predicted model, not a curated record. Lineage: Eukaryota; Metazoa; Chordata; Actinopteri; Kurtiformes; Apogonidae. Bases 67 to 1305 code for a protein of 412 amino acids. The transcript has a single exon. Gene Ontology annotation, molecular function: C-C chemokine receptor activity; C-C chemokine binding. Gene Ontology annotation, cellular component: external side of plasma membrane; membrane.
ACCACCGGAGGGAAUUUGCUGUAGAAAUGGCUGAAGUCAUGUUCGGGGUUCUGGAUUAAAGUUAAAAUGUCUGAAGAAUUUGCGGACAUCUCCGAAGGCUCCGCAGGGAUCAUGUAUGCUGCCACAUUCAACUUGAGCUGUCCUGUUUUCAACACCACUAACCGCUCUCUCGCAGACUACUACCGCCUGUCGGACUUUGACAAACCGGACCUGGUGGCAGAUGGAGCCGCCGCUCUGAGGAUCACCAUCUCCGUCAUUUAUUCUCUGGUUUGUGCGUUGGGUCUCAUUGGGAAUGUUCUGGUUUUGUACCUGAUGAAGUCUAAACAAGCCUGGAGGAAGUCCUCCAUAAACCUGUUUGUGACCAGUUUGGCUGUGACGGACUUCCAGUUCGUCCUGACUCUGCCGUUCUGGGCGGUGGAGAACGCGCUGGACUUCACCUGGCUGUUUGGAAAAGCCAUGUGCAAGAUAGUUUCGUACGUAACAGCUAUGAACAUGUACGCCAGUGUGUUUUUUCUGACCGCCAUGAGCGUGGCUCGGUACUGGUCCCUGGCCUCUGCUCUGAAGGGCAGAAGGCGGAGGACGCACUGCUUCUCCGCCCGCUGUAUCACCCUGUUCAUCUGGGUGGCCGCCGUGUCCGCAGCUCUGCCCCACGCAGUUUUCUCCACCACCGUCACAGUUUCCAACGAGGACUUGUGCCUGGUGAAAUUCCCGGACACCAACGGAACGGCGCAGUUCUGGCUGGGUCUGUACCACUCUCAGAAGGUGCUGCUGGGUUUCGUGGUGCCGCUCUUCAUCAUCUCCGUCUGUUACCUCCUGCUCCUGCGCUCCAUCACCUCCAAAAACAUCAACAGCUCCAGCGCAAAAAGACGCGCCAAGGUCACCAAGUCCGUCACCAUCGUGGUCCUGUCCUUCUUCCUCUGCUGGCUGCCCAACCAGGCCUUGACAGCAUGGGGCAUCCUCAUCAAAUUCAACGUGGUCCAUUUCACUUAUGAAUACUACACCACGCAGGUGUACGUGUUCCCCGUGUCCGUGUGCCUGGCGCACUCCAACAGCUGCCUCAACCCCAUCCUGUACUGUCUGAUGAGGAGGGAGUUCAGGAAAGCGCUGAAAAAACUCUUCUGGCGCUUGGCUUCGCCCACUCUGACCACCAUCAGGCCGAUCACAGGCAGCACGAAGCCGGAGGUGGACGAGCAGGGACGCGUCCUCCUGCCGGGGAGCGCGCCCCAGGAGCCCACGGUGGUGUUUUACCCCCCAGGAGCGGUGGUGUACAAUGACAGGAGAGACCUGCCGCAAAACAGCACCUAA